Molecule: messenger RNA, 7805 nt
Organism: Limulus polyphemus (Atlantic horseshoe crab)
Lineage: Eukaryota; Metazoa; Arthropoda; Merostomata; Xiphosura; Limulidae
Product: spectrin alpha chain-like
Exons: 49
Coding region: 156-7409 (2417 amino acids)
Biological process (GO): actin cytoskeleton organization
Cellular component (GO): plasma membrane; cortical actin cytoskeleton; cell projection
Molecular function (GO): actin filament binding; calcium ion binding
Source: RefSeq, a predicted model, not a curated record
ACUCCCUUAGAUGCCAUUUUCUUUUUCUAGUACAAUCAAAUAACCUGAGUGAAACCAAGUCGGUUUAAUACAUUCUAGCGUUCUCUUGGUCAUACGGCGGCGACUGCGAAAAUUGGGCGUUGACUUUAUUGAUUUGUUGAGCAUUUUCAAUAACGAUGGAUGCUCAACCUCGAGAUAUUAAGGUGUUAGAAAGUGUGGAUGAUAUACAACAGAGAAGAGAGCAAGUUCUUCAUCAUUAUUCACAGUUUAAACAUGAAGCUCGCAUCAAACGUGAAAAGCUUGAAGAUGCUAGACGUUUUCAAUAUUUUAAGCGUGAUGCGGAUGAGCUAGAGUCAUGGAUCAACGAAAAAUUACAAGCUGCUUCAGAUGAGAGCUAUAAAGAUCCAACAAAUUUACAGGCAAAGAUUCAGAAACACCAAGCUUUUGAAGCAGAAGUUGCAGCCCAUAGUAAUGCAAUUGCAGUUCUUGACAAUAGUGGAAUGGAAAUGAUUAACAGGAACCACUUUGCCUCAGAAGUUAUAAAGAAAAGAUUGGAUGAACUUCAUGUACUGUGGGAACUUCUACUGUCUAAACUUGCAGACAAAGGUUUGAAGUUGCAACAAGCUCUGCAGCUGGUUCAGUUUUUACGACAAUGUGAUGAAGUAAUGUUUUGGAUCAAUGAUAAGGAAGCUUUUGUAACCACAGAAGAGUUUGGUCAGGACCUUGAACACGUUGAAGUUCUGCAACGUAAAUUUGAUGAGUUUCACAAGGAUAUGGCAAGCCAAGAAUUCAGGGUAGUAGAAGUGAAUGAACUUGGAGACAAGCUUACCAAAGAAGGACACCCAGAAGAAUUAGUAAUCCAAAAGAAAAAAGAGGAAUUAAAUGAUGCAUGGCAGAGACUUAAAGCUCUGACACUUUUGAGACAAGAAAAAUUGUUUGGAGCCCAUGAAAUCCAACGCUUUAACAGAGAUGCUGAUGAAACAAUUGCUUGGAUCACGGAAAAAGACUUGGUACUCUCUUCUGAUGACUUUGGUCGAGACUUGGUCAGCGUCCAAACGCUUCAACGAAAACACGAAGGAAUCGAGAGAGAUUUAGCAGCUUUGGAAGAUAAAGUACUGACAAUCGGGCAAGAAGCUGAACGACUCUGUGCAAAUCAUGAAGACCAUGCAGAUCAAAUAAAAUCGAAGCACUCUGAAAUUGUGUCAAACUGGGAGAUGCUAAAAUCUAAGGCACAAGAACGACGACAACGGCUGGAUGAGUCAUACUAUCUCCAUCGUUUUCUGGCAGACUUUCGAGAUCUUGUGUCCUGGAUUAAUGACAUGAAAAGCAUAAUUUCAGCUGAUGAGCUUGCUAAGGAUGUAGCUGGAGCUGAAGCUCUGUUGGAAAGGCAUCAAGAGCAUAGGGGAGAAAUUGAUGCUCGAGGGGACAGUUUUCUUGGAACAAUAGAAGCUGGACAGAGCUUAUUAGAACAAGGACAUUAUGCAGCUGAUGAAGUCAGAGAAAAGCUGGGAACAUUGACAAGUGAGAAGCAAGGCUUGCAGUCACUUUGGGAAGAAAGAAGAAUCCUUUAUGAACAGUGUAUGGAUCUUCAGCUUUUUUAUCGUGACACAGAACAAGCAGACACUUGGAUGGCUAAACAAGAGGCUUUCUUAGCAAAUGAAGAUCUUGGAGACUCUUUGGAUUCUGUAGAAGCAUUGAUAAAGAAACAUGAAGACUUUGAAAAAUCACUAGCUGCUCAAGAAGAAAAAAUUAAAGCAUUGGAUGAAUUUGCUACAAAACUGAUUGAAGGACAACAUUAUGCUGCUGAUGAUGUUGCUCAGCGAAGAGCAACUCUACUAGAAAGGCGUCAAGCUCUGCAAGAAAAGUCAGAAUAUCGACGAACAAUGCUUGAGGAUUCAUACAGUUUGCAGCAGUUUGAAAGAGACUGUGAUGAAACCAAAGGAUGGAUCAGUGAGAAGCUAAAGACUGCUAUGGAUGACAGUUACCUGGACCCAACCAAUCUGAAUGGCAAGCUACAGAAACAUCAGAACUUUGAACAAGAAUUGAAUGCCAACAAAAGCAGAAUUGAUGAAAUCACAAGUACAGGACAGGAGUUAAUUGAUGCCAAUCAUUAUGCUUCUGACCACAUCGGCAAAAGAAUGAAUGAAAUAGUCGAACUCUGGGAGUCCCUGAAGCAUGCUACUUCUAAAAAAGGAACAAAAUUGGAGGAAGCUUCUGCUCAGCAGCAGUUUAACCGUGGGGUAGAAGACAUUGAAAUAUGGCUUUCUGAGAUUGAGGGUCAGUUGAUGUCUGAGGAUUAUGGAAAGGACCUGACUAGUGUUCAGAAUCUGCUGAAAAAGCAAGCCCUCUUGGAAGCUGAUGUUUCUUCUCAUCAGGAUCGGAUAGAUGGUGUCGUUAUUCAAGCAGACAAUUUUGUUGAAAGAGGACAUUUUGAUGGAGAAUCCAUUAAAGCUAAACAGGUAGCACUUGUUGAAAGGUAUAAUGCUGUUCACCAGCCUAUGACAGCUCGACGUCAACGUUUGAAUGAUUCACUUCGGGUUCAGCAACUUUUCAGAGAUGUUGAAGAUGAAGAAGCAUGGAUCCGAGAGAAAGAGCCAAUAGCAGCAUCCACAAAUCGAGGUCGAGAUUUAAUUGGUGUGCAAAACCUGAUCAAGAAGCACCAAGCAGUAUUGGCCGAGAUUAACAAUCAUGAACAUCGAAUUGAUAAUGUAUGUCAAAUUGGACAGGAUAUGAUCGAUGAAGGCCACUUUGCAUCUGGUGAUAUUCGAAAGAGGUUGGAUCUAGUUAAAGAGAAGUGGUUGCAAUUGAAGGAUAAAGCUCACCAGCGUAAGGAGGACCUUGUCGACUCUCUUCAGGCCCAUCAGUACUUUGCUGAUGCGAAUGAAGCAGAGUCAUGGAUGAAAGAAAAAGAACCCAUUGUUGGGAGUCAGGAUUAUGGAAAGGAUGAAGACUCUGCUGAGGCAUUGCUGAAGAAACAUGAUGCACUUAUGGCUGAUCUUGAAGCUUUUGGUAAUACCAUCUUAUCCCUGAAGGAACAGGCACAAUCAUGUCGGCAACAAGAGACUCCAGUUGUUGAUCAGGCUGGCAAGGAGUUUGUAAUGGCUCUCUAUGAUUACACAGAAAAGAGUCCUCGUGAAGUUUCCAUGAAGAAAGGAGAUGUCUUGACCCUGCUCAACAGCAACAACAAGGACUGGUGGAAAGUAGAAGUUAACGACCGCCAAGGAUUUGUCCCAGCUGCUUAUGUCAAAAAAAUGGAAGCUGGUUUGUCGGCUAGCCAACAGCACUUGGCAGAUGGCAAUAGUAUUGCUGCUCGGCAGUCUCAAAUUGAGGCUCAGUAUGAAAAUCUGCUGUCACUAGGUCGUGAACGUCGUCAAAAAUUGGAAGAAACUUGUAAGGCUUACCAACUGGUGAGAGAAGCUGCAGAUUUAGGACAGUGGAUUAAGGAUAAGGAACAAGUAGCUACAGUCCAAGAAGUUGGAGAAGAUCUUGAACAGGUGGAAGUUCUUCAAAAGAAGUUUGAUGAUUUUCAGUCCGAUCUGAAAGCAAAUGAAGUUCGUCUAGCAGAGAUGAAUGAAGUAGCUACUCAAUUGAUGAGUGUAGGGCAGACAGAAGUUGCUCUUAAAAUACAGACCCAAGUGGAUGACUUGAACCAGAAGUGGCAAAACCUUCAGCAUGUGACAUCUGAGAGAUCCACUCAGCUUGGAUCAGCUCAUGAAGUUCAGAGGUUUCAUCGUGAUGUGGAUGAGACCAAAGACUGGAUUCAGGAAAAAGAUGAAGCCCUUAAUACUGAUGAUUAUGGCCAUGACUUGCGCAGUGUUCAGACUUUGCAGAGGAAGCAUGAAGGGUUGGAACGUGACUUAGCAGCACUGGGAGAUAGGAUUAAACAACUAGACGAAACAGCUAGCCGUCUUAUGCAGACCCAUCCAGAAUCUGCAGAUACUAUUUAUGCUAAGCAAAAGGAGAUAAAUGAAGAAUGGACUCAACUUACUGCUAAAGCAAAUGCACGUAAAGAAAAGCUGUUGGACUCUUAUGAUUUACAGAGAUUCUUGGCAGAUUACAGGGACCUUAUGUCUUGGAUAACAAGCAUGAUGAGUCUUGUGUCUUCAGAUGAGCUGGCUACUGAUGUUACUGGAGCAGAGGCAUUGUUAGAACGCCACCAGGAACACAGGACAGAAAUAGAUGCUCGUGCUGGAACCUUUCAAGCUUUUCAGGCUUUUGGUCAGCAGCUAUUACACAGUGGUCAUUAUGCUAGUGUGGAAAUACAGGAAAAGCUAGAAAAAAUGCUUGAAGCUCACAAAGAUUUGGAAGAUGCCUGGCAUGCUCGCCGCAUGAAGCUGGACCAAUGUUUAGAACUUCAGCUUUUCUACCGAGAUUGUGAACAAGCUGAGAAUUGGAUGGCUAGUCGAGAAGCCUUCCUCAGCUCAGAUGAUAUGGGUGGUGAUAAUGUAGAGGCCCUCAUUAAGAAACAUGAAGAUUUUGAUAAAGCUAUCCAAGCUCAAGAGGAAAAGAUCACAGCUUUAGCUCAGAUGGCAGAUCAGCUGGUGGCUGGUGACCAUUAUGAUUCUGAUGCUAUCAAAGAUAAAAAGGAACAGGUGUUGGACAGAUGGCACCACUUAAAGGAAGCCUUGAUUGAAAAAAGAUCCAAAUUGGGAGAGUCUCAAACUCUUCAGCAGUUUAGCAGAGAUGCUGACGAAAUUGAGAACUGGAUUGGAGAGAAACUCCAGAUGGUGAUGGAUGAAUCUUAUAAGGAUCCUGCUAACAUUCAGAGCAAACAUCAAAAACAUCAAGCUUUUGAAGCUGAACUUGCAGCCAAUGCUGAGAGGAUCCAGUCUGUUUUGGGAAUGGGACAGAACUUGAUUGACAAACAUCGUUGUGCUGACUCUGAGGAUGCUGUCAAGGCACGACUUGUUUCUAUUGCCGAUCAGUGGGAGUAUCUGACCCAGAAAUCAUCAGAGAAAAGUAUGAAGCUAAAGGAGGCAAACAAACAAAGAACCUUCAAUGCUGCUGUCAAGGAUAUUGAUUUUUGGCUGGGAGAGGUUGAAUCAUUGUUAAAAUCAGAAGAUUCAGGUAAAGACUUAGCCUCUGUUCAGAACUUGAUAAAAAAACAUCAACUUGUCGAAGCUGAUAUCACUGCUCAUGAAGAUCGUAUCAAGGACAUGAACAGCCUAGCUGACAGCCUGAUCGAGUCUGAGCAGUUUGAUGCAGCAGCUGUGCAAGAAAAGCGGAACUCCAUCAAUGAGCGAUAUGAACGAGUAAAGACCCUUGCAGCAUAUCGGCGGUCUCGACUGAAUGAAGCCAACACGCUACAUCAAUUCUUCAGAGAUAUUGCUGAUGAAGAAUCUUGGAUUAAAGAGAAAAAACUUUUGGUCAGCUCAGAUGAUUAUGGCAGAGAUUUAACUGGAGUACAGAAUCUAAAAAAAAAACAUAAACGACUAGAGGCUGAAUUGGCAUCGCAUGAACCUGCAAUUCAGGCUGUCCAGGAAGCUGGUCACACAUUGAUGGCAGAAUCAAAUCUUGGGGUACCAGAGAUAGAACAGCGGCUUCAAGCACUUGAAUUGGCCUGGCAUGAACUCAAGCAGAUGUCUGAAGAUCGAGGCCACAAGCUAGAUCAGUCUCUGAUCUACCAACAGUUCUUGGCAAAGUUGGAAGAAGAGGAAGCUUGGAUUUCAGAAAAGCAACAGUUGCUAUCUGUAGAAGAUUAUGGUGACACUAUGGCUGCAGUUCAGGGUCUGAUCAAGAAGCAUGAAGCAUUUGAAUCAGACUUUGCUGUACACCGUGAACGAUGUGCAGAUAUUGCCCAGUCAGGUGAACAACUGGUUGCUGUUGGGAAUCACCACUCUGAAAGCAUCAAUCAGCGUCUUCAGCAGCUCCAGAACCGCCUACAAUCCUUGGAAAACAGUGCCAUUAAUCGUAAGAACAAACUGAAAGACAACUCUGCUUACUUACAGUUCAUGUGGAAGGCUGAUGUUGUGGAGAGCUGGAUAGCUGACAAAGAAGUUCACAUAAAAUCAGAUGACUAUGGACGUGAUCUUUCAUCUGUGCAAACUCUGUUAACCAAACAGGACACGUUUGAUGCUGGUUUGUCAGCCUUUGAACAGGAAGGAAUUCAGAAUAUUACUCAGCUCAAAGAUCAGCUGAUGACUGCUAGCCAUGAACAGUAUCAUGCAAUAUUGAAACGUCAUGAUAAUGUCAUGCAACGUUGGAACAAUCUCUUGGCAGCAUCAGAAGCUCGGAAACAACGUCUCCUGAGAAUGCAAGAUCAAUUUAAGCAGAUUGAAGAUCUCUUCUUGACAUUUGCCAAGAAAGCUUCUUCUUUCAACAGCUGGUUUGAAAAUGCUGAAGAAGAUCUUACUGAUCCUGUGCGUUGUAAUUCUAUUGAAGAAAUCAAGGCCCUACGUGAAGCCCAUGCUCAAUUCCAAAUAUCACUAACCACAGCUCGUGCUGACUUUGAGACUUUAGCCCAACUGGACAGGCAGAUAAAGAGUUUCAAUGUUGGACCCAAUCCGUACACCUGGUUUACCAUGGAGACACUGGAGGACACUUGGAACAGUUUACAAACCAUCAUAAUGGAACGAGAUAAUGAACUAUCCAAAGAAGCUUUGCGUCAGGAAGAAAAUGAUCAACUCAGGAAGGAAUUUGCUAGGCAUGCAAAUGCUUUCCACGAAAUGCUAACAGACAUAAGAAUGUGGUUACUUGAUGGAUCAUCAAUGAUGGAAGGGUCUGGCACAUUGGAAGCUCAGCUUGAAGCAACAAGGAGCAAGGCAGCUGAGGUGCGAGCAAAACGGGAGGACCUGAAAAAGAUAGAGGAUCUUGGAGCUCAACUAGAAGAACACUUAAUCUUAGAUAACCGAUACACAGAACACAGUACUGUUGGCUUGGCCCAGCAAUGGGAUCAGUUAAACCAAUUAGGCAUGCGAAUGCAACAUAAUCUGGAGCAGCAGAUACAAGCACGAAACCAGAGUGGUGUGUCUGAAGAUGCACUUAAAGAGUUCAGCAUGAUGUUCAAACAUUUUGACAAAGAGAAGUCGGGACGCCUGAACCACCAAGAGUUCAAGAGCUGCUUGAGAGCUUUAGGAUAUGACCUCCCUAUGAUGGAAGAGGGCGAAGUAGAUCCAGAGUUUGAAACUAUUCUGGAUAUCGUAGACCCCAACAGAGAUGGGUAUGUUUCCCUACAGGAAUAUAUGGCCUUCAUGAUCUCUCGUGAGACAGAAAACGUUCGAUCUAGCGAGGAUAUAGAGAAUGCUUUUAGAGCCAUCACCUCAGGUGAACGUUUGUAUGUCACUGCUGAUGAACUGUAUGCUAACCUUACCAAGGAAAUGGCAGACUACUGUGUGUCACGAAUGAAGCCUUUUGUGGAUCCAAAAACUGGCCGUAAUGUUUCUGGGGCGUAUGAUUAUGUUGACUUCACACGUACACUAUUCCAAAAUUAAUCAUUCUUUAAGAUGGCUGCUCUAUUUUUAUUAUUGUUUAUAACUGUAUUGGGAUAUCUCGUAUUUCUAUGUGUAUUUGCUAUACAUUAACUUGUGAAGUAGUGGUUUUGCUUCUUCAGAUUUUCGAUGAUCUAUAUAUAUAUUGAGAAUAGAUUUAUAGUAUUUUUGGAAAUGUAUAAUCUGAUACAAAAAAGAAAAAAAGAGUUGAUUCUUGUGAGAUGAUUUUUCUAUUGGUGUUUUUUUUUUCAUUAGUAUAAUCUUAUUAUGGGAACAGAAUUUCAUAUUAUUUUUGUGUAAACGUUUUGUGGAAGCUAAUACUAUAACAAGGCAGCUUAUGAUUGGGAGCACACACAUUUUAUUAUUAUGGGAUCAAUAAAGUUGCCUUCUUAAACAUUG